CGAGCACGAGGUAGGUAAAAGAUGGCAUUUUCGACUAGGCUAGAAAGGGAGAUGUAGCGUUAUAAUAUUGCAAUGUUGAAGAGUUACUAAUCAGCUAGAAGCAAUGGCUACCCCUUUCAGAGGAUGGGAAUUAAACGAUGCAUUUGUAAGAGCUUUAGAUUUUGAAGAAGAGCAAGAUGAGCAAAGUUACGAAGAAGAUUUUAAGUUGGAAGAUCAGUUCAUAGUGAGGUUAUCACCAGAUUUCAAACAAAAAACUAUCUCAGAGAAUGAAGAAUUCCCUAAAGUUUCAAAGCUUCUAAUCACAACUGAUGAUAUAUCAGCAGCUUUCUCUGAUGCAUAUGUUCUUAACCGUGACGAUUUUGUUGAAAUAACUGGAUUGGUUUCAGGACCAUAUUCUCCGUCCAAAUACGGUAAUACCGUACAUCAAAACUCCUUCUGGGAUAAAACAUGUUUUCUCUACAGCUUUACUAACCAGCCUGGUAUUAUGAUAUGUCAAAUGAAGCAGCAAAUAGACCAAAAAUAUAUGUCAAUAUGGGCUUCAAAGGUUCUCAGCUUUAUUAAACCAGAUCAUGUUAUAGUUUUGUCAUCAUUGUCACAAUGUAAUGUCCAGAUGGAAAAUCCUGUUGAAGAAGCAGAUUUCCUCUGUCAAUUGAAAACAGAUGCUUACAAUGGAGAAACUUGCUAUCCAUCGCUACCCAAACCAACCCUGGUGAAAGAUAUUCCUGCAGCAGUGUUAACAUACUGUCAGGUUCAUGCCAUAUCUGCGAUUUUGUAUAUAUUGGUAACGGAGGCGCAUUCCUUUGAUGUGAAUGCUGUCAAGUCAUUCUCCCCUAUUUUAAAGGAGGACAUUUUCAUAGAUUUCGGAAAGAUUGCAGAAAACGUAGUGAAAGAGAAGUUGAAGAAAUUGUGCUCAAUGAGCAUUCCAAGCAAAGGAGUCUAUAUCUAAUUCAGUGCAAACAAGCUGAACGAGUCGAUCAUGUUAAGCACAAAAUCUUCCACGGAAAAGACAAACCCAUUAAAAUUCGUCAACAUGACAUUCUUAGUAUAUGUUGAAGAUUUCUUUAGCGUAUAAUUAUCAUCAAAUUACAAGCUAUUCCGGGUUACUA
This is a messenger RNA of Rhopilema esculentum, 1106 nucleotides long. RefSeq names its product proteasome assembly chaperone 1. Gene Ontology annotation, cellular component: endoplasmic reticulum. The record is from RefSeq and is a predicted model, not a curated record. Gene Ontology annotation, molecular function: proteasome binding. NCBI's taxonomy places the organism in Eukaryota, Metazoa, Cnidaria, Scyphozoa, Rhizostomeae, Rhizostomatidae. Gene Ontology annotation, biological process: proteasome core complex assembly.